Molecule: messenger RNA, 834 nt
Organism: Apis florea (little honeybee)
Lineage: Eukaryota; Metazoa; Arthropoda; Insecta; Hymenoptera; Apidae
Gene: Vti1b
Product: Vesicle transport through interaction with t-SNAREs 1b
Biological process (GO): vesicle fusion with Golgi apparatus; macroautophagy; regulation of protein localization to plasma membrane
Cellular component (GO): late endosome membrane; Golgi apparatus; endoplasmic reticulum membrane
Molecular function (GO): SNAP receptor activity; SNARE binding
Source: RefSeq, a predicted model, not a curated record
AGUAGAGUUUUUUCUAAUCAGAUUUUUGUUAUAAACUUAAAAAUGAAUAUCGUUUGAUUAUCGAUUGUUAUAAUGCUCAUUUUCGCGUCGCCUUAUUUUAUUUAUUUUUUUUAUUAUACAUUUUUGAUGUCAUAUCUUCGUUUUUGUGACGUGGAAAAUGAGCAUUAAAGUAAUCGAUAAUCAGACAUUUAUUUUCAAUUGAACAACGGAACAAAGAGAAGAUACUUUCAGUUCGUUAAAAUUUAUUUUCAAAAGAAUCUAAAUAUGUUGCUUCAUCAUAGAAUCAUACAAAUCAUAAAAAAAAAUUAGUUGAAUAUUUUAUAAAGUUAUAUAUAAAUAAAUAAUUGAUCAAAGUGAAUUUAUGGAUAUUAUGAUGGAUUUUACAAUUUAAAAAACUUUUGUUUUCUCAUUAUAAACAUAUUUAUAAAUAAUUAUCACAAUGAAUUUUGGAGUUAAUUGGGAAGAAGAACAUAGACAAACAUUAUUAGAAGGAAAUGCAAUAUUGGAACGAUCUUCACAAUCUAUUAGCAGAUCUCAAGCAGUUGCUAUUGAAAGUGAACAAAUAGGAACUGAGGUAAUUUCUGAAUUGAGUAGACAAGGAGAACAAUUAUUACGAACAGAAAGAAGAUUAUCACAAACAGAUGAAGAAUUAGAUAAAACAAGAAGAAUAUUAAAUAUUAUGAGACGUAGAGUUUUAUUAAAUAAAUUUGUAUUAAUCUUAAUUAUAUUAUUAGAAAUAGCCAUACUUGGUGCUAUUAUAUAUAAAAAAUAUAUAAAAAUAUUGUAAAUAUAUAUAUGUAAAAAUAAUAUAUACUUUAUAUUUUAUAUACAGUA